UCUUAUGAAACCCAUGUAUUAUAUAAUCUCGUAGAUGGACUCACACAUAUACCGCCCUCUACUUUAUUUUGCUGUCUUUUAAAAAAGAUGUCCAGAUAGUCAAUGAUCUAACUGAGAGGAGCCAAGAAAGUCAUAGUAGAUACUUGUGGCAAGGUGUAAUGAUCAGUGGCAACCGAUCAACUGAGGAGAGAGUAGAGUUAGGAAAAUCUUUUAAUUUGAGUUCAAAGCAUAUUUUAAAUCUGGUUAUAAAUAAUGGAAACUAUUCAGGAGUGGGGUAUGAGGAGUUUAACGUAUGUGAGAAUGCACUUCUUACUGAGACUGAUGCCAUGUAUGCUGGAGAGAAACAUGAUGACCAUAAUAUGUCAGAGAAAUCACAGAGACAUUAUGAGCAUCUUAGUCAGCAUCUCAAGAUUCCACCUGUGCAACCUGUUGAAUAUAGUGGAAAAGGAAAAUCCUCCAACACAGUGCCAAUAAUAUUUACAUGUAAGAAGAUUCAUAUGGGUGAGACCACCUGUAAAUGUUGUGAAUAUGGGAAUGCCUGUAAUGAGUCAGCUGUCAUUGCCCAAGAGAUAACUCAGAUAGGGAAAAAAUUUUUUCAGUGUGAUGUAUGUGGGAACAUACUCCAUAAAAAGGAUAAACUUACUCAACAUCAGAGUAUAUACACAGGAGAGAAACAUGAUAAAUACAGUGAAUGUCACAAAUCUUUUAUUAAGAAAUCAUACCUUAUAUCAUAUCAUGGAAUAUAUAUAGGGAAUAAGCUUUAUCCAUGUAAUGAACAGGAGAAAUUUUUCUAUCAGACCUCAGACCUUACUGCGCAUCACAGAAUUCACACAGAGGAAAUGUGCUGUGGAUUUAAGUGUGGCAAAAAUUUUCAUGAGACUGUGCUUCUCAACUGUCAUCAGACAAUUCACACAAAUGAAAAAUCAUGUGAAUGUAAUGGAUGUAGAAACUCUUCCUACAGUAAUUCUGCCUUUACCAUUUAUCAGAGAACUCACAUGAAUGAGAAUCCAUAUGAAUGUGAAGAAUGUCAAAUUUUCUCCAGUAAGUCAAAACUCCAGAAGCAUGAGAGAAUUCACACUGGUGAGAAACCCUUUGACUGUAAUGCAUGUGUAAAAAGCUUUCACCAGAAUUCAAACUUCAGCAAGCAUAAGAAAAUUUAUAAGGAAUGUGGAAAAAAUUUUAACCAAAAGUCAGACCUGAUGAGACAUCAGGGAAUUCACACAGAUGAGUACUCAUAUGAAUGUAAAGAAUGUGGAAAAGCUUUUAACCGAAAGUCAGCCCUCAACAAGCAUCAAAGAAUUCACACAGGUGAGAAACCAUAUGAAUGUAAAGAAUGUGGAAAAGCUUUUAACCAAAAGUCAAACCUCAGCAUGCAUCAGAGAAUUCACACAGGCGAGAAACCAUAUGAAUGUAAAGAAUGUGGGAAAUCUUUUAACCAAAAGCCAGCUCUCAGCAGCCAUCAGCGAAUGCACACAGGUGAGAAACCAUAUGAAUGUAAAGAAUGUGGAAAAGCUUUUAAACACAAGUCAGUGCUCAGCUUGCAUCACAGAAAUCACACAGGUGAGAAACCAUAUGAAUGUAAAGAAUGUGGAAAAGCUUUUAGCCAAAAGUCAAUCUUCAGUAGGCAUCAGAUAAUUCACACAGGUGAGAAGCCAUAUGAAUGUAAAGAAUGUGGAAAGUCUUUUAACCGCAAGUCUGUCCUCAGCAUGCAUGAAAGAAUUCACACAGGUGAGAAACCAUAUGAAUGUAAAGAAUGUGGAAAAGCAUUUAACAGAAAAUCAGCCAUCAACAAGCAUCAUAGAAUUCACACAGGUGAGAAACCAUAUGAAUGUGAAGAAUGUGGGAAAGCUUUUAACCAAAAGUCGCACCUCAGCAUGCAUCACAGAAUUCACACAGGUGAGAAACCAUAUGAAUGUAAAGAAUGUGGAAAAGCUUUUAACCGAAAGUCAGACCUUAAAAGUCAUCAGACAAUUCACACAGGUGAGAAACCACAUAAAUGUAAAGAAUGUGGAAGAGCUUUUAACCAAAAGUCAAAACUCACCAUGCAUCAGAGAAUUCACACAGGUGAGAAACCAUAUGAAUGUAAAGAAUGUGGAAAAGCUUUUAACCGAAAGUCAUACCUCAGCAGUCAUCAGACAACUCACACAGGUGAGAAACCAUAUAAAUGUAAAGAAUGUGAAAAAGCUUUUUACCACAAGUCACAGCUCAGCAUGCAUCAGAGAAUUCACACAGGUGAGAAACCAUAUGUAUGUAAAGAAUGUGGGAAAGCUUUUAACCAAAAGCCUGCCCUCAAAAGCCAUCAGAGAAUUCACAAAAGUGAGACACCAUAUGAAUGUAAAGAAUGUUCAAAAGCUUUUAAAGAAAUGUCAGCCUUGAGCAUGCAUCUGAGAACUCACCCAGGUGAUAAGCCUUGUGAAUGUAAUGGAUGUUGAAAAACCUUUAACCAAAAGUCAUACUUCGGGAUGUAUCACAGUACUCACACAGGACAAAAACCUUAUGAAUAUAAAGAAUGUGGAAAAGUUUUUAACCAAAAGUCAGACCUCAGCAUCAACAGAAUUCAUACAGGUGAGAAAUCAUAUGAAUGUAAGGAAUGAGGAAAAGCUUUUAACUGAAAGUCAAACCUCAGCAUGCAUCAGAGAAUUCAAGGUGAGAAGCCCUGUGAAUGUAAUGAAUGUGGAAAA
This is a messenger RNA of Galeopterus variegatus (Sunda flying lemur), 2681 nucleotides long. RefSeq names its product zinc finger protein 345-like. Gene Ontology annotation, biological process: regulation of DNA-templated transcription. The record is from RefSeq and is a predicted model, not a curated record. Lineage: Eukaryota; Metazoa; Chordata; Mammalia; Dermoptera; Cynocephalidae. Gene Ontology annotation, molecular function: DNA-binding transcription factor activity, RNA polymerase II-specific; RNA polymerase II cis-regulatory region sequence-specific DNA binding.